AAUUUUACUCCUAAUUUUUACUAGUAAUGUCACGUGAUUCUACUAAUUGUGCCUAAUUGCCGACCUAUAUAAGAUAAUAUAUUUAAUUCAAAAAUUCCCAGCAACUCUUCCCCCUUUUAAAAACGCAUAUAGUCUAAUUAUGCAGAGAAUAAUCCUCUUUAAUUUAUGGCACAAACUCAUGAAAUUCCGAUGGCCGCCGCCGUGCUUGACCGCUGCCAAAUCCAGCCCUCGCCGGACACCGUCACGGAGCUGAUUCUCCCGCUCCUCCACUUCGACAUCACGUGGCUCUACUUCCACCCCGUCCAGCGCCUCCUCUUCUUCCACCUCCCCUGCUCCCGGCGCCAUUUCGUCGAAGUCAUCGUUCCCGAUCUCAAAUCCUCUCUCCUCAUCACCCUCAAUCACUUCCUCCCCCUCGCCGGCAACAUCGUGCAUCCGAUCAACGGCGGCAGGCCUUUCUCUCGCUUCGUGAUCGGCGAUUCGGUCUCGUUUACCGUCGCCGAGUGCGAUAAGGAUUUUAAGCACCUCACCGGGUAUCAUCCGCGGCUUUCGGAUGAGUUCUACGCGUUUGUGCCGGAGCUUCCGCCGGCGAAGAUCUCGCCGGAGGAUGUCGUUCUGCCGGUUCUCGCGCUGCAGGCGACGCUGUUUCCAGAUCACGGCGUGUGCCUGGGGUUUACGAACCACCACGCGAUCGGCGACGCGAGCACGAUCGUCCGAUUCGUCAAAUCCUGGGCUUCCGUGAACCGAUUCGGCGGCGACGCGAGGCUGAUCGACGAUAAAUCGCUCCCGUUCUACGAUCGGACGUCCGUGAGCGGCGCCGGCGCGCUGGACGCGAGGUAUUGGGAGCUCGUGCGGCGGACGCGCGGCGUGGUGCCGCGGCGGUUCUCGUUCCCGUUCAACAAGGUGCGCGCGACGUUCCUCGUCCGCCGCGACGACGUGGAGGCGCUCAAGGCGUUCGUGGCGCGGCGGCGGCCGGAGACGCACGUCACGGCGUUCACGACGACGUGCGCGCUGGUCUGGGCGUGCCUGGUGCGCGCGGAGGCCGGAUCCGUCCCCGACGACGAGCCGGAGUACUUCUGCUUCGCCGCGGACUGCCGCGGCCGCCUGGAUCCGCCGCUCCCGGCGAAUUACUUCGGAAACUGCCUCGCGCUGGUGAAGGCGGAGUCGAGGCACGGCCUGCUGAAGGGGAAGGAAGGAUUCCUCGUCGCGGCGGAGAGCAUCGGCGUCGCGAUCCAGAAAACGGUGUACAACGAGAGGGGGAUCCUCGACGGCGCGGAGGAGUGGCCGACGGAUUUUCGGAAUUUGAUCCGGAAGCGUCUCUUCGGCGUGGCUGGAUCGCCGCGGUUCGAUCUCUACGACGCCGACUACGGCUGGGGACGGCCGCGGAAGGUCGAAUCGGCGUCGAUUGACACAGACACGUCGAUGGCGCUCGGCAAAUCCAGAGAUUUCGACGACGGAUUGGAGUUCACGCUGUCGCGGCCGAAGAGGAUUUUGGAUGCGUUCGCGGCGAUUUUCACGGAAUCGAUCAGGACUCUGUGAGAAUCGCGGCGGCGAAAAUUAGGGCUCGGAAAUUGGGGAUUUUUUCCUGCGGCGGCGAGGCGGAUGUAUUUAAGCUUAUGAAUCUGGUAAUUUUGUUAGCAUUUGAUUUAACAGAUAUACUAUUGAUUUAGGUUAAUUCUUUUAAUUACGUGUUUUAACCAUUGAAAGAUUACUGUGAUUUAUACAUACUGUAAGAUUGUAAUUCGAUUUCGCAGCUACAGUGAAGUAAAUUCUUCAAAUGUUAUCUUA
This is a messenger RNA of Salvia hispanica, 1785 nucleotides long. RefSeq names its product phenolic glucoside malonyltransferase 1-like. The record is from RefSeq and is a predicted model, not a curated record. Lineage: Eukaryota; Viridiplantae; Streptophyta; Magnoliopsida; Lamiales; Lamiaceae.